Messenger RNA from Nezara viridula (southern green stink bug), 1104 nucleotides. The record is from the annotation of a GenBank genome assembly. Lineage: Eukaryota; Metazoa; Arthropoda; Insecta; Hemiptera; Pentatomidae.
AUGGGUACUGGGUUCAGUAGCGCUUUCAAAGUUGCACGUAUUUUGGGAUCGUUUCCCUUUGACGACACAUACCAAUAUUUAACUAAUGCUCCAAUCAGCAUCACCAGCCAGCUGUGGGACCUGAUGCGGGUACUGACCAUCUUGUUACGAGAGACAACCAAAAGAUACGACGAAGAUUCCAUCAGAGCCUUAGAAAGGAUAACAAGUUAUGGAGAAUACAUCAACGAUAUCUAUGGUCCAUUACUGUUCUUCAUUGUGCCAGUUUAUGAACUUGAUGGGAGUCCUAACCAUCCUGAUCCGACUGACUACCGAAGCAUACGACGAAGGUUCCAUCAAUGCCUUAGCGAGGAUGUCAACUUAUGCCAGUUUAUGAACUUGAUGGGAGUCCUAACCAUCCUGAUCCGACUGACUACCGAAGCAUACGACGAAGGUUCCAUCAAUGCCUUAGCAAGGAUGUCAACUUAUGGUGAAUACAUGAGCGAAAUCUACGGGCCAUUUUUAUUCAUCAUGGUGGAAGAAGAAUCGGAUCAGUAUACUACAAAUAUCUAUCUCGCUGCAUUGAUGUUAUCUAAUGCUCCAAUCAGCAUCACCAGCCAGCUGUUGGACCUGAUGCGUGUACUGACCAUCUUGUUACGAGAGACCACCAAAAGAUACGACGAAGGUUCCAUCAAAGCCUUAGAAAGGAUAUCAAGUUAUGGAGAAUACAUCAACGAUAUCUAUGGGAUAGUGUUGUGGUUUGCCAUCAUGGACCAUGAAAUUUCCCCGAGAAGUGUAUAUAUCGUGAUAAAAGUAAUACUCUUAUCCAAUUUUACCAUCAGCAUCAGCAGCCAGCUGUGGGACCUGAUGCAGAUACUGACCAUCUUGUUCCGGGAGACCACCAAAGAAUACGAUGAAGGUUCCAUCAGAGCCUUAGAAAGAAUUAACUUCCUUAGAAGUAAUACUCUGGAUUGCCUUCAUGGACGGUGGCUUUUCCAUCAAGAAUAUAUUAACCGGGGUGAUGGGAAUUCUUUCAUGCAAUUCUACACUAAGUACCAGCAGUCAGCUGUGGGACCUCAUGAAGGUGCUAACCAUCUUGCUCCAAUAGACCACCAAAGGAUACGAUGA